UGCAGUUACUUCGCUCGUUUAGUUGUGCCAAAAAAAAAAAGACUUGGUCAAAACACGUGUACUUACGAAAUUAUAUUGACGUCGCUAGGGGGCAAUACCAUAAAAGUGUCUAAAAUUCAUUUCUUGAAACGAGGAGAAUGAGAAAGUUCUGUACAGCGCUAAUUCGAAGAUCAAUGUUUUGAACAUAAGGUGUGGGUGUAGGGUGUUGGUAAAAGGGACAGUCGCGUUCGCUCCGUUCAACAAGUGUCUCCGAUACAAAAAAAAAGAGAGAUAGAAGAAGAAGAAUUGCGUGGGUGGAGUGGGUAGUGAUAAUAAAGAGAUAUCUCCAGCCCUUGUUUCGGUGUACGGCAGUGACGUAGGUCACAAACUCCCCUAAAGAUAUGGAUUUUGUAAGACUUGGAGGUAUACCCCAGUGACGCGUUGUUGUGGGAAUUCCAAACGAAAUGGCAUUGUGCAGUCGAAUACACAAAUGGAGUGGAUGCUGGACGACGACGCGGCACAGCCGUCAUCUCCUUAUUCGCCAACAGCAGCAGCAACAGCAGAAACGGAAAGACCAGUGUUAGUUACCGCGAACACUUGAAUCAAUAUUAGCGAAUGUGAUUGUGUUUUUCGUAAUUGUUCCAUUGCUUAUCUGUUGCUGCUGCUGGAAUUAAUUAAUUUUUUCGAGUUGAAAAAAAAGAGGUGAAAAAAGUUUAGUUAUCUCUGCUGAUUCUCUUCAUUUUGGUCGUUACUGCUGUCGUGGUCGUUGUUCUCCAAGUGGAGUUUUGGCAACUAAUGACGCAAAGACGAGCUUCAGGAAAUAAGGAUGAAGAUGCGCUGUGGCAUCAUUUGCCGCUGUUUUUUGCUACUGGCAGUGGCUUGUCUUCUUCCUGUCGCAGAUGCAGUCGUCAGGGUGGAGAAAAAGGUUCAUCAUUUGCAGGAUCUUAAGUUUGACGACGAAGAGUACGAUGAUCCUGAAAUUGAUGAGCGAGAUAGUGGACCAGAGUAUCCCAUCUCCCCUCUUGACCAACCAAUGCGCAAAAGGGUCAACUGGUCGAAUGCUCCCUCAACUAGUGUUAUUUCAGAUAAACUUGAUCCAAAUAUAAAGUGGGACAUGAGGUGGCCCUUUUCUAUUGACUUUAUUGGUCAAAUAUCGGCAGUGUCGAUACAUCCAAAUGGUAAUAUCGGCAUAUUUCACAGAGGCGAGAGAAUCUGGGACUCUUCCACGUUUGGUAGAGACAACAAAUUUAAUAUAAAUAGAGGCCCUAUUAGACAAAGUACAAUUAUACUACUAGAAAAAAGUGGCCAAAUGAUAUUGGAGUGGGGAAGAAAUAUGUUUUUCCUUCCACACGGCCUAACGAUUGACUCGGAAGGUAAUUAUUGGGUGACAGAUGUUGCCAUGCACCAAGUUUUCAAGUUUGAUGCUCAAGACAUUGAGAAACACAAGGAGCAGCUCAUGCGACAGAGUUUCAGUCAGAGAGCUAGUUCUGCUGAAAAAGUCGAUGUAAAUAAUUUAUUUGAAAAUAGUGUAAUAAAGCCGUCAUUGGUCCUGGGUGAAGCUUUUCAACCUGGAAACGACAAUUUAAGGUUUUGUAAACCAACUGCAGUCGCGGUAUUAGAUAACGGAGACUUUUUCGUCAGUGAUGGUUAUUGCAAUUCAAGAGUCAUUAAAUUCAAUAAGAAUGGAGAGAGAAUACUGCAAUGGGGAAGAACUUGGGGAAUGGAAGGUAAAGCAAUGUACAAUAAUCCAGCACCACAGAAUGCACUUCUCAUACCACAUUCUCUGGCACUGGCCCAAGAGCACGACUUCAUAUUCAUCGCGGAUCGAGAAAACGCACGAAUAGUCUGCAUCUUUGCGAGUAACGGUACAUUCCACAAAGAGUACAAACAUCCAGCGUUUAACGGCGCAAUUUACAGUAUCGCCUAUGCAAAUAAUCGCGUAUACUUGGUAAAUGGUGCUCGGUACCCUGAAAACACUCACACCAGAGGCUUCGUUUUGGAUAUCAAUACUGGCGAGCUACUCUCACAGUUUGCCCCCAGUUCUGACAUGGACAGUCCUCACGAUAUUGCCGUGACAGCAGAUGAACGUGAAAUUUACGUGGUCGAGCUCAAUACGCACAAAAUAUACAAGUUCAAUCAAGAUACGAGAAAUCUUCCAUCUCCAAAAAAGACAAGAUCCAAUAUCACUUCAGAAGAAGCUCGUUUGGCCAAGUCUUCGAUGAGUAGCAGCAUGAAUGGUGUUAGCAUAGAAGCCAAAAAACCUGGAAAAAGUCGAACGCUGACAAUAGUGGCCAUCGUCUUUGCCUUAUUCUUCAUCGUUUUCUGUAUUUUACUGGCGGCACUCGUGGCGAGAUACCAAAAACGAGGAUGCAUAUUUCCACCGCGGAAAAGAAGAACGGAAUGGAAUGCCGAUAAAAAAAACAACUUCAAACUGUCCAGUUUGUUUUUCGAAGGACGACCAAAUUCUCGUGAGUUCAGCAAAUUAAACACUGAACCCGAAACUUCUGACGAUGAAAAUACAGAGAGUAGUUUAGAAAAAAUGAUCUAAACAGAAUUCAAAUAGAAAGCAGGUAGUUGUAACAAAAAAUGGUCGUGAAAGUUUGCAAGGAUGUUGCAUCGUCAAUCUUGAAAACUAUAUUUUACGUACAAAAAAUAUUGAUCUUUAACAAUUGUAUACUCUAAGAAGAUUUAAUGCUUAAAGAUACAAAAAAAAAAGAAAUAUAUAUUUUUAAUCUGUCACUGCAAGUUACUGAAAAUGUGUAAAGAACCAAACCAAAUAUAAUUAAAUAUUUUCACAAAAAAUUAAU
This is a messenger RNA of Copidosoma floridanum, 2786 nucleotides long. Its product is annotated as Peptidyl-alpha-hydroxyglycine-alpha-amidating lyase 1. Gene Ontology annotation, molecular function: catalytic activity; protein binding. Lineage: Eukaryota; Metazoa; Arthropoda; Insecta; Hymenoptera; Encyrtidae. Gene Ontology annotation, cellular component: membrane; extracellular region. Gene Ontology annotation, biological process: peptide metabolic process. The record is from RefSeq and is a predicted model, not a curated record.